Poeciliopsis prolifica (blackstripe livebearer) is the source of this 6801-nucleotide messenger RNA. RefSeq names its product nephrocystin-3-like. The coding region runs from base 440 to 6532 and encodes 2030 amino acids. The transcript is spliced from 46 exons. Gene Ontology annotation, cellular component: mitochondrion. The record is from RefSeq and is a predicted model, not a curated record. NCBI's taxonomy places the organism in Eukaryota, Metazoa, Chordata, Actinopteri, Cyprinodontiformes, Poeciliidae. Gene Ontology annotation, molecular function: protein binding; flavin adenine dinucleotide binding; oxidoreductase activity, acting on the CH-CH group of donors.
AAGCUGCGAAAAAGGGAGCGGACCGUUUUGUGCCUGAUUUUUUUUUUAUCCUAGCUUCACAAGUUUUCUUUUCGACCCGAACUAGCAAUGUCUAAUGUUUCGAGACAAAAAUGUUUACCGAAAUGGGUUUAUUGCAGUUUUUGCAUUUUUAGCGUGUGACAACAUCAAAUAGUUUGUUAAACGGCUACGUUGCGUUAUUUAAGUGUUUUUUUUUUCGUAUUUUAGUCGUAUAGAACUACUUUAAUAUAGUUCUGGUUGGUGGUGUUUUGUCACUUUUUGCUGCUUGUCUCUACUAUGUACACACGUUUAGUUUUGUAACUGUAGUGUUGUGGCAAUGUAGUGGAGAUAACCUCAUUCUUGUUUCAGUCUCGGUGUUUUUCACGGCUCCGAAGCAGCUAUGUUGAUCAGAAAAAAGCUAAUAUCUUAGAUCGUCGACAUUAUGGGCACCGCAUCCUCUUUGGUCAGUCCAGGAGAGGUGAUCGAGGAUGGAUAUGGCGGUGAGGGAGGGGAAGCCUGUGAGAUACCCGUUGAAGUUAAGCCCAAAGCCCGACUCCUUCGCAGCUCCUUCCGCCGUGGACCUCGAGUCAUCGGGGCCAGUUUCAAAUCCACGGGCUCCGUGGACCUGGAGUAUGCUGCAGAGUACGAGAGACUUCGGAAGGAGUAUGAAAUCUUUCGCGUCAGCAAAAAUAACGAGAUCACGUCCAUGCAGAAGAAGGAGGCCAAAUUGGACGAGGAGAACAAGAGGUUAAGAGCCGAGCUGCAGGCUCUUCAGAAAACCUACCAGAAGAUUCUCAGAGAGAAAGAGGCUGCUCUUGAGACAAAGUACCAAGCUAUGGAGAGGGCUGCCACAUUUGAGCAUGACAGGGACAAAGUAAAACGGCAGUUUAAGAUUUUCCGAGAGACAAAAGAGAAAGAGAUACAAGAUUUGUUGCGUGCAAAAAGGGAUCUGGAGGCCAAAUUGCAACAGUUGCUGCCUCAGGGUAUCCACAUUUUUAACCUGAAUGACUCUGACUCAGAUGAUAAUCAAACCACUGUGACUGCUGUAGGAACUCAGUGUGAAUACUGGUCUGGUGGGGUGCUGGGAAGUGAACCUUCUAUGGGUAGCAUGAUGCAGCUUCAACAGACAUUCAGAGGACCGGAGUUUGCACACAGUUUAAUAGAUGUGGAAGGACCCUUUGCAAAUGUCAGCAGAGAUGACUGGGAUGCUGCAGUAGCCAGUCUACUUCAAGUGUCACCUCAUGUACCCCAGGCCUUGUGGAGUAACACUGUGCGCUGCUACCUAAUCUCCACACAAGAUACCAAAGCAGAGAUGGACAUUUUUGUCAAGAAACACUCUGCAGUGUUACGGAGAAUGUGCGAGGGUCUGGGCCAUUUCUACCUAAACGUUUACUUUCCAGAGGAGAAUGCUGCUUCAUACGCUGUGGUGCGGAGGCAGGAGAUUGAGCGGAGUUCAAUAUGUGUGCUUCUUCUCAAAUCCACCGUUACAAGCUCUGUGGUAGAAGAUUGUGAGGAGGCUUUUGUUAAAAACCCAGAUGGACAUCCACUGGUGCUGUACCUCAGGACUGAAGAGGACAGGGGUUUGAGCGGACCCAUUAGGCAGCUGUUGGAAAGGAUUAAUGCUGCAGACAAGGCUGCCAAAGUCAAGGUGGUGGAUCAAAGCAGCUCUGCAGAAGAAGGGGCUAGCUUGAUUUAUGCUCAGCUAGAGAAAGUCAUCAAACAGGAAUUGUUGGGUUUUGAAGGAGGAGAUGAUGACUCUAAGGAUGUUGCCAUAGAGGAGGGCCGUGAGGAAGACCUGGGAGAUGUGCUUUGGGAUCUGCAUGACGAACAGGAGCAGAUCGAGUCUUACCAACAGGCUUGCAGCAGCACCACCUCUCAAUUAGGUUUCCAAAAGUAUAUAGAUCGUUUAAACGACAUGAUAGCUGCCCCACCCCCCACCCCUCCUCUGCUGGUAUCUGGGGGUCCAGGCUCAGGAAAGUCUCUCUUGCUUUCCAAAUGGAUUGAGCUGCAGCAGAAGCAAUCCCCCAACACUUUGUUCCUUUAUCAUUUUGUCGGCCGCCCACUUUCCAUAAGCUCUGAGCCAGUUCUCAUUAUCAAACGCCUCACAGUGAAGUUGCUGCAGCACUUUUGGUCCAUUUCUGGUUUAUCCAUGGAUCCCAGUAAGAUUUUGGAAGAGUUUCCUCGCUGGCUGGAGAGACUAUCUGCACGGCACCAAGGAAACAUCAUCAUUAUCAUUGACUCAGUCGACCAAAUAAAGCAAGCAGAAAGACACAUGAAGUGGCUGAUCGACCCUCUUCCUGUAAAUGUCAGAGUGGUUGUGUCUGUCAAUGUAGAGACGUGUCCUCAGGCAUGGAGAUUGUGGCCCACACUUCACUUGGACCCACUUAGUGCCAGAGAAGUUAAGAGUGUAGUCAGUGCAGAGUGUCAAACCACGGAUUUCAGGCUCACCAAGGAUCAGGAGAAAAAGCUGGAAAGGCACUGCCGCUCUGCAUCGACAUGCAACGCAUUAUAUGUCACACUGUUGGCAAGGAUCAUCACCAGUUUUCAAUCUGGCUGGUCCUUGGAGAAGAGCUUGGAGCAGUGUCUGCAGUGUCAGGACACCUUGUCUCUGUACCGCCUGGCACUUAAAUUGAUGUUAAAGUUCCUCAACACAGACAGAGAGAGACACAUAAUGAAAGAGAUGCUGUGCCUUGUAUUUUCCAGCCACAACGGAGUAAGCGAGUCAGAGGCUUUAGAUCUUUUCCCAGAGCUGGAGUGGGCUGCUCUGUCUUCUCUGCUCUACCACCUGAACAGACUCUGCAUUGUGACCCUUCGCUGUGGACUCAUCAGGUUUCAGCACCUGCAGGCUUGUGAGGCUGUGAAGCUGGAGUUCCUAGGUGGAGGAAGUGGUUGUGCUUCUUACAGAGAGAAACUAAUCCAUUACUUCAACCAGCAGCUCAGCCAGGACUGCGUCACAUGGCGAGUUGCAGAUGAGCUUCCCUGGCUGUUCCAACAGCAGGAGGACAAAACCAAACUUCAGCUCAGUCUUUUGAACCUCUUUGUCUCCCAAAACCUUUACAAGAGGGGUCAUUUCUCUGAGUUGCUGGCUUAUUGGCAGUAUGUGGGCAAAGACAAAAGCUCCAUGGCAACUGAGUACUUUGACUCCCUAAAACGUUACGAGAAGAGCUGUGAAAGCGAGGACAGUAUGACAAAGCUUGCAAACCUUUACGAAACUUUAGGUCGGUUUCUCAAAGACCUGGGCCUGCCAAGUCAGGCUGUUGCUCCUUUGCAAAGGUCUCUUGAGAUCAGAGAGACAGCCCUGGACCCCGACCAUCCCAGUGUUGCACGCUCUCUGCACCAGCUGGCUGGAGUUUAUGUCCAGUGGAAGAAGUAUGGGAAUGCUGAACAGCUGUACAAGCAAGCACUUGAGAUAAGCGAGAAUGCCUACGGCACUGAGCAUGUUGCUGUUGCACAGGAGCUGGAGUCACUCGCCAUGCUCUACCAGAAGCAAAACAAGUAUGAACAAGCUGAGAAACUCAGGAAGAGGUCAGUAAGGAUUCGGCAAAAGACAGCGCGACAAAAAGGUCAGAUGUAUGGAUUCACUUUGUUGAGACGCAGAGCCCUCCAGCUGGAAGAGCUGACCCUGGGGAAAGACUCUGCAGACUGUGCCAAGACGCUCAAUGAGCUGGGUGUCCUCUACUACCUCCAAAACAACCUGGAUGCUGCCAAGGUGUUCCUGACUCGCUCUCUGGAGAUGCGCCAACGUGUGCUCGGUCCAGAUCACCCAGACUGCGCGCAGUCUCUCAACAACCUGGCCGCGCUGCACACAGAACGGAGGGAGUACGAAACGGCCGAGGACAUGUACGAGAGGGCGCUGGAGAUCCGCAGGAAGGCCCUGUCACCGGACCACCCCUCUCUGGCGUACACCGUCAAGCACCUUGCCAUGCUCUAUAAACGCAGAGGCAAGCUGGAGAAGGCUGUUCCACUCUAUGAGCUUUCUCUGGAAAUCAGGGAAAAAAGUUUUGGUCCCAAACACCCAAGUGUGGCCACAGCACUGGUGAACCUCGCCGUCCUCUACUGCCAACUGAAGAAGCACAAUGAAGCCUUGCCACUUUAUGAGCGAGCGCUGAAAGUCUAUGAAGAUAGUUUGGGCCGCUCACAUCCACGGGUCGGAGAAACCCUGAAGAACCUGGCUGUUCUAAGUUAUGAGGAAGGUGACUUUGAGAAGGCUGCAGAACUUUACAAGCGUGCGAUGGAGAUUAAAGAAGCAGAGCCGUCGUUGGUGUGUGGCAACGCUCCGUCACAUCAUUCCUCCAGCGGAGACACUUUCAGUCUGAAGACGCCUGCUCCUCAACCACAUGCUGCGAGCGCUGGCCAGUCUAACCCAACCUUCUUGAUUGAGACACCUUCAGCUAAUUAUGUUCUCAGGAAGAAGCCCCCCGGCGCGCUGCUGCCGGGGGCGCACAAGGUGGACAGAGAGUACCGGGUGCAGGCGGCUCUCUACUCUGCUGGUUUUCCCGUUCCUCAGCCGCUUUUGUUCUGCAAUGAUGCUGAAGUAAUGGGAACAGAGUUCUAUUUGAUGGAACAUGUAAAGGGCCGCAUUUUCAGGGAUUUUCAGCUCCCUGGAAUGAGCCCAGCUCAAAGAACGUCCAUAUAUACAGCUGCAAUGGAAAACCUGGCAAAGCUGCAUUCACUGGAUUUACCAUCACUAAAGCUUGAAGGGUUCGGGAGAGGCCCGGGAUACUGCAAGAGACAAGUGUCUACAUGGACGAAGCAGUACACUGCAUCCGCCCAUAGAGACAUUCCUGCUAUGAAUGAGCUCUGUGACUGGUUGAUGAGAAACGUACCAGAUAAAGAUGAUGAGGUCACACUCGUCCAUGGAGACUACCGACUUGACAACUUGAUAUUCCACCCAACUGAGACUAAGGUGAUGGCUUUGUUAGACUGGGAGCUGUCCACUACUGGGAACCCUAUAGCUGACCUGGCCUUUUUUAUCGUGCCUCUCUACUGCCCCACUGAUCUGAACAUUAAACGCUUUAUAUUCAACUACGAAGAAGUAGAAGGUAUCCCAUCGGCUAGUGACCUGAUCUCCAUUUACUGCCGGUGUCGGGGAAUCCCAUCUUCUUCCUUGCCUACGCUGAACUUCUACUUGGCUCUGUCUCUGUUUAAAGCGGCUGCAAUUUCUCAGGGGGUCUAUGCUCGUUACCUGCUGGGUAACGCCAGCGCACCCGAUGCAGUUCAAUUCGGCCAGCAUGUCGAGCCUUUGGCUAAAGUCGCAUUGCAGUUAGCCAAAAGUCCACUUGCAGGUCCAACAAAAGACAGGCUGUUCCCUCAGACUGCCAGAGGCCAGGCUGUUCUCCAGCAGGUUAAAGACUUCAUGCAGCAGUAUGUGCUUCCUGCUCAGCAGGAAGUUGCAGAAUACUACACAAAACAUUCCCAGUCUCCUCUGAGGUGGCAAGCUCCAAAAAUAAUAGAGGAUCUAAAGGAGAAAGCCAAGCAGGCCGGGCUGUGGAACCUGUUCCUGCCGGCGGUCAGUGGACUCACUCAGUUGGAUUAUGCCUACAUUGCAGAAGAAACGGGCCGCUGCCUCUUCGCUCCCGAAGUGUUCAACUGCCAAGCUCCCGACACAGGAAACAUGGAGGUGCUCCAUAUGUUUGGCACCGAGGAGCAGAAGAAGAAAUGGCUGGAGCCUCUACUGAGCGGAGAAAUCCGCUCCUGCUUCUGUAUGACAGAGCCUGACGUUGCUUCCAGCGACGCAGCAAACAUGGAGUGCAGACUUCACAGAGACAAAAACACCUACAUCAUAAACGGCAAAAAGUGGUGGAGCAGUGGUGCGGGCAGUGCCAGAUGUAAAGUGGCCAUUGUUAUGUGCAGGAGCAGCUCUGAGCUGGGCCAGAGCAGGCAUGGCCAGCACAGCAUGAUCCUCGUACCUAUGAACACGCCGGGCGUAAAGCUCAUCCGACCACUCACUGUGUUCGGACAUGACGAUGCCAUCCAUGGUGGCCACUUUGAGGUCCACUUUGAGAACGUGCAGGUUCCAGCUUCCAACAUGAUCCUGGGCGAAGGCCGAGGGUUUGAGAUCGCUCAGAGGCGUCUGGGUCCAGGCAGGCUUCACCACUGCAUGAGAGCUGUUGGCUGCGCCGAGCUGGCGCUGGAGCUGCUGUGUCAGCGGGCCGCUUCCAGGCGAACGUUUGGGAAAAACCUUUACCAGCAUGAAGUCAUCGCUCACUGGAUUGCAGAGUGCCGCCUGAUGAUCGAGCAGACCCGCCUACUGACUCUCUCUGCUGCUCAUGCCUUGGAUACUCUGGGCAGCAGGGCCGCUCGCAAACAGAUUGCCAUGAUCAAGGUGGCAGCAGCCAGGAUGGUGUGUAAAGUGGUGGACUAUGCCAUCCAGGUUCAUGGAGGUGCAGGGGUUUCGGGGGACUUCCCUCUUGCACAGAUGUACUCUAACGUACGAACUCUGCGAAUCGCUGAUGGACCUGAUGAGGUUCACCUUUCUUCUAUUGCAGUACUGGAACUAAGGGAUCAGCUAAAGCAGGCGCGGGCCAGGCUGUAAAAUUGAAUCAAUAACGCUUCAAACUAAACAGUCCAUUAACUUAAUAUUUCUAAAAAUGCAGGAAAAAAUUGGUGCUCUGCAAACCCGCAUCCAGGUUUAGCACUAUGUUGGGGAUAAAUGAAUACUUACUUACCUGUGGAGUUUGUGUGAUUAAAUAAAUUGCAGCCUCUGAGGCAGCUUUUAAGUGAUUGGGUGAGAAAGUAAUGCAGUAUUUUUGUAUUCAGAUCUUACAAGGUGGGUGAAAAUGAAAUAAAUUGCAACUAAAUUAA